AUGGUUCCAUUUUGUGUCUACCUGCAGCGUGACGGUUUCAACCAGAAUCCCUUGUUUGAGUGCCUCGUUGCGCAGGUGCCAGAAGGAAGUCAAUCGAAAGAAGGUUUCACAAUUGUUGGAUACGCCCUUUACUUCGACAUCUACAGCACAUGGAAGGGGCGGUCCAUGUAUUUGGAGGAUUUUUAUGUGAUGCCAGAAUUCAGAGGAUUUGGCAUUGGAAAAAGUUUACUGAGCACCGUUGGUAAGGUGGCCAAAGAGAAGCAGUGUGCACGGUUGCAGUUGAGGGUGUUGGACGGGAACACCCCGUCGCGAGACUUCUACGCUGCAAGAGGAGCUCAGGAUCUCACCGUUAACGAAGGCUGGCACAUGAUACGGUUUGAUGGUCCAGACUUGGAGCGUUUGGCAAAAGAAACCCACUAGGAAUAGAAGUGUCUUGAUUAUACGUCAUUGGCAAUGUGAACAUGCAGCAUAGAGUUCAUGUGCCGGCAUGCGUGCGGUCGCUGGAUUUCUGUUUAUAUGCAGCUCUUUCUACCAGCUGCCGUGCCACAAAGGAAAAAAGUUUUCUCCACUACACACUCUGUUGUAGCGUAUAUUGGUUGAAAAGAAAAUGUAUGUAAUUCAUUUGGAAAAAGAUACGAACGCCUGGGUUAGUCCGAUUUACGCUUUAUUCAUUAAAAUCAAACUAAUUUGUCUCGUAAAGGGGCACCGCGUCACUUUUUAUGGAUAACAUUUGGGGAAAGUGACGAGACACGUUUUUAUCAGUCUCGUAAUCUGAAGGUUGCUACAUUUGAUAAAAUAUCUAUAUGACAGAGGCUUACUUCAACUCAGAACACACAACAAAGAGUGGAAUUUGGGGUAUAUUUAAUGACAUUACAAGGGAUCUAGAGGGAAACACACAAAGGGGUCUAACUAAAAAAAGAAAAUAACGCUAAAAAGACGAAAAAUAGGCAUACCAAAAGGGAAAUAGAACAACAUGUGUUGGACUAAAGUUGAGAACGGGAGCGUUUAACGCGUCCAGUCCGGACGAGAGAGGACAGUUAGGAUUUGGUGUGAACGUCGCCCGAAGAUGGCUGGGAUGGGCUCCGGCACGCCCGCCACCCGCGUGAGGAGAAGCGGAACGGACGAUGAAUGAAUGAAUGUUUAAGCCUGUUAUUUUCCUGUCGGCCAUUUUGGAAAUGGCGUCAUUGUUGGCUGCCCGUCAGAAGCAGAGCGCCGUGAACCAUCACUAAACAUUUUCAACGGGCUGCAAAAUGGGAAUGGUGAAGCUGCAAUAGGCCACAGCACAGUCAAAAAGUUGUUGUUCGCCUUUUGACCGUGCUGUAGCCUAUCACAGCUUCCCCAUUCGCAUUUUGGAACCUUUUUGAAGACAAUUAUUGGUAGCUUAAAUGAAAUUGGGUCCAUUUAUUUUUGACUGAACCUCGUGUAUUAAAAAGUGUUAUAUA
This is a messenger RNA of Phyllopteryx taeniolatus (common seadragon), 1442 nucleotides long. RefSeq names its product thialysine N-epsilon-acetyltransferase-like. Lineage: Eukaryota; Metazoa; Chordata; Actinopteri; Syngnathiformes; Syngnathidae. The coding region runs from base 1 to 420 and encodes 139 amino acids. The record is from RefSeq and is a predicted model, not a curated record. Gene Ontology annotation, molecular function: N-acetyltransferase activity. The transcript is spliced from 5 exons.